Messenger RNA from Dermatophagoides farinae (American house dust mite), 1961 nucleotides. RefSeq lists its product as uncharacterized. The record is from RefSeq and is a predicted model, not a curated record. Lineage: Eukaryota; Metazoa; Arthropoda; Arachnida; Sarcoptiformes; Pyroglyphidae.
UUCUUUUUUUCCAAUCAUGGAUAUCCAAGAUGAAUUGUUGAUGAAAAUUGAUGAUUUAGAAAUGUUUCUUAAAGAAAAAGAUAAAAUCAUACAUGACAAAGAAAAUGUAAUUAAAAAUCAACGUGAAACAUUGGCCAUAAUUCGUGAUCAAAAUGUCGAUAUCGAUUUAUAUAAUGGAUUGAAAGAAGAAUUUGAAUCUCUACAAAAGAAAUAUGAUGAUAUUCGUCAAAAAUAUGAAUUUAUUCAAAGUGAAAAUCAAAGUAUUCAACGUCAAGUCGAUGAUCUUUAUACAUCAAUCAAUGAGAAAGAUGAUGAAAUUAAAAAAUUGGAAAAAUAUAAAAAUGAUUUCAAAUUAUUGAAAGAAAAAAAUUCCACUCUAUCUGAAGAGCUUUUACAAUCGGAUCGUAUUAUCAAUAAUCAACGUGAAAAAAUGUCCGAUUAUGAAGAAUUGGUCAAAACGCUUGAAACUCAAAUAUCGCAGCUAAAAGAAAAAUAUUCCAUCAAUAUCAAAAGAAAUAUUUCAUUCAAUUAUUCAUUUGAUCAUUCGAUAUCGGACUUGAAUAAUGUUUCUAUGCAAGAGAUGGUUGGUGAAACUGUUGCCGAUAUUAAAAUCAAUUCAUUAGAGGAAGAUAUACGUAAUCUAGUGGUGGAAAAAAAAGAUCUCGAACAUAAAUUAUCCACCGUACAAAAUGAGAAAACAUUGGCCAUGAAAUCGCAAAAAGAAGCUGAAGAAACAAUAAAUUCAUUGAAUAUUGAAAUGAAUCGUUUGAAAAAUCUGUGUGAUGAAAAAAACCAACAAUUAUUGCAACAAAAAACACGUAUCCAAUGUUGGAAACAAUCAGUGGAUGAAGAAUUGAAUAAAGUCAAAAGUUCAUUUGUAGCAAUGAAAGAUAAUCAUGAAAAUUUUACCCAAAAAUUUGAAAAUGAAAUCCACAAUAAUUGUAGUCAGAUUAUCAAUGUUUUCAAUGAACAAUUGAAAACAAUAUCAUUGCUAUCACAUUUUAAACAUACGUUAGAAAUUCGAUUAGAAGAAAUUUGUGCCGACAACACGAAAAUUCAACAAGAAAAUCAAACAUCGAAAUUAAUGAUUGAAAAACUUGAAAAUAAUCACACCGUUCAAAUGGAACAAACCGAAAAAUUACAAUCAGAAUAUGAUGAAGCUAAAAACGAAAUCAAACGCCUAUUGGUUAUCAUUGAUGAUAAUCGUGAAAAAAUCAAUGCUACAAAUAAUGAUGAAAAUUAUCGAGAAAAAAGUGCAAAACUUACCGAAGAAUUGGAAGCUAUGAAAAUAGAAGCGAAAAAAAUCGAAAUGAAAAGAAAAAAUCUUCAUAAUGCAUAUCUGAUUGAGCAGCAAUCAUUUAUGGCCGAAAGAAAAACUAAAGAUCGAUUGCUCAAAGAAAACUUGGACCUGGAAAGAGAAAUCGGAAAGCUAAAGAAAACAAUUGCUCAAUUGGAAUCUAAUGUCACUGAUAAACAACAACAACAACAACACAAUCAUCAGUUAAUUAAUCAGGAAACACCACAGAUUAAUUUACCGAGACAAAAAUCUAAAACAUUUGUGAUACCUUCAUCGCCAUCAAAUGUAAAUCAAAAACAUAAUAAUAAACUACCCGAAGUAAAAGGUAUCAAAUUUGAAAUGGCUGAUGAAGAAGGAGAAUUUAUGGAUCCAAAUAAAAUUGAAAUGCAUCAUCGAUCACAACCAGCACAGCCACCAUUGGCAACACCAUUUCCACAGGAACGAAUAAAUCAAUUGAGACACCGGAAUAAAUUGCUUAGACCACAUCUUCGUACAUCAUAUCCAGUGGAAUUUCAAAAUGUUAAAUUGGAUGAAAAAAUUAUACAAGGAGCCACGCCAGCAGCAGUAGCAGCUUUACGAUGUCAUCAAAAAUCCACCAGAGAACGAAUAACAUCAACAUCGGAAAAUAAUAUUCCUAUUAAAAGAUCUAAAUUAUAAUUUUCAU